Messenger RNA from Elaeis guineensis (African oil palm), 2692 nucleotides. Its product is annotated as probable L-ascorbate peroxidase 6, chloroplastic/mitochondrial. NCBI's taxonomy places the organism in Eukaryota, Viridiplantae, Streptophyta, Magnoliopsida, Arecales, Arecaceae. Gene Ontology annotation, biological process: cellular response to oxidative stress; hydrogen peroxide catabolic process; response to reactive oxygen species. Gene Ontology annotation, molecular function: peroxidase activity; heme binding. The record is from RefSeq and is a predicted model, not a curated record.
AAAGCAGUGUCCUUCGCAGUCGCAGCUCACAGGAAGCCAAACCAGCGAGCAGCGACCAUCUCGCGCUCCUUCGUGCCCGUCUCUCGUCUCCCUCGCUUGGGUUCCUACUUUCUUUAGCCACCACUACUGAGGAGAGCGAUGGCAGAGCGGCUCUCCGCCACGGCCUCCUGCCUCCUCCCCGCUGCCGCCGCCAAGCGGGGGGCGCCGGUGGCCCGAUCGUCCCUCCCCCUCCUCCCAUCUCCGCCUCGCGGCGCCGCCGCCGCCCGCUCCCUCCACCUCAUCCCGGCCGGCCACCGCGCCGCCCUCCGCCCCUUGUCGCCGCUAUCCUCCCUCCUCCCCCGCCUCUGCAAGAGGCCAGAGGCAACGAGCCGGGCGAUGAGCUCGUCCGCCGUGUGCUCAGCAUCGGAUCCGGAUCAGCUGAAGAGCGCAAGAGAGGAUAUCAGGGAGCUCCUUAAGACCACCUUCUGCCACCCAAUUCUGGUUCGUCUAGGAUGGCAUGAUGCUGGUACAUAUGACAAGAAUAUUGCAGAAUGGCCACAACGGGGUGGAGCUAAUGGAAGCCUGCGAUUUGAAAUAGAACUAAAACAUGCAGCCAAUGCUGGUCUUAUAAAUGCAUUAAAGCUUCUUCAGCCUAUCAAGGACAAGUAUUCUAGUGUUACUUAUGCAGACUUGUUCCAGUUAGCCAGUGCUACAGCUAUUGAGGAGGUGGGCGGCCCCCAAAUCUCCAUGAAGUAUGGAAGGGUAGAUGUAUCUGGACCUGAGCAGUGCCCACCUGAGGGGAAGCUUCCUGAUGCUGGCCCACCAUCACCGGGUGCUCAUUUACGGGAUGUAUUCUACAGAAUGGGCCUUAAUGACAAGGAGAUUGUUGCAUUAUCUGGUGCACAUACUCUGGGAAGGUCCAGACGGGAGCGUAGUGGUUGGGGCAAACCAGAAACGAAGUAUACAAAAGAUGGACCUGGAGCACCUGGAGGACAAUCAUGGACAGUGCAAUGGUUGAAGUUUGACAACAGCUAUUUCAAGGACAUCAAAGAACGAAAAGACGAGGAUCUAUUAGUUUUGCCUACAGAUGCUGUUUUGUUUGAGGACCCCUCUUUCAAGGUUUAUGCUGAGAAAUAUGCAGAGGAUCAGCAUGCGUUUUUCAAGGAUUAUGCUGAAGCUCAUGCUAAACUUAGCAAUCUGGGUGCCCAAUUUGAUCCUCCAGAGGGCAUCUCAAUAGAUGAUGACUCAAAAACCGCCACACCAGAGCAAUUUGUGGCAGCCAAGUAUUCUUCUAGCGAAGAGAAGGCUUAAAAAAUCAACAAAUAUCUUUUGUUCUGCUGCGUCUUUCAAGUACACAAGACGAAGCUUUUCCAACAGCAUGAAUACUUAGAAUUUGGAAAAGAGAUUAACGAAGUAAAAGAAAUAAAUAAACCUUAUAUUUUAAAUGCAAAGAAAACUAUCAGAGGCCAAGAGGCAGAAGAUAAGGACAGAGCAUGAAGCAAUUGGAGGGAGCCCAGAUAAGCCUCUUAAAUCCAAUUACUUGUUCAGUAUCAUGAUCCUGUCUGCUGCCUUGGCAUUUUCAAUGUCUCUGUUUGGAACUGAACAUAAUUUUGUCUUGGAUUGUUCUUUUACCUAUGUUCUGUACCAUUUUACUGGAAUUGGGGGGUGGUGUUGGUUUAGCAUUGAAAUAUAGUCUUUGCAUGAAAAUUUUGGCACAUGGGUAAUAACUAUUUAUUGAAGUUGGAAACUCUCAGAUUGCUACAGGUGUCUUUCAUAAGUGACUGGCUUAACUGGAUUGCAUUUGUCUGUUUAAGAUUUGGACAAUUAGAUGCCUCCCAGGUUACUUUCUCUGGUGGCUUCCCAGUUCCAUCCGCAACUGCCUACUGGUAUAGUAUCUGUCAUUCGGACUAUCCGUAUUUGGUACGCAAUACUAACUUCUUGCGGUACGGCUGGGUUGGUUCUGGACUGGGCGAAGAAUAUGCGUAUGUUUCUUGUUAUAAUACCCUUUCUGGCUUACUAAAUAUUAUUUAGUAGGUCUCUUUCUUAAAUUGCACUUGCGGCUGCUAGCAUUGAAGUUAUGGGAGCAGGUUGGCAUGCUUGUGGUCCGGGUAUUCCUGACAGGCGCAUUAGCAUGGGUCUGUCAGACUUUAGGCAUUUGUAGAAGUAUAAAUUUAAAUGUGGAACAAUGAUUGAUCUAGGAACCUGAAAGGUAUUGGUAUUGAUUGGGAGUAAGUGGAUUGGAUACUAGGUAGUGGUAGGUUCGGCAAUUGAGAUAAUAGCAACAUAAUUCAUGUGACAUGAAAUCUCAAGGAGAUAACAUGUGGGUUGAAUUAGUGCCCCUGAUGGUAUUGUUAAGGAGUUGGUGGGAAAAUUCAAAAAUUUUCCUCCUUUCAAACUUCACUAAAAGUUUAGUUGCGAGUCUAAUCCCCUAUUGGAAAGGGAUAAUCUCUUAUUGAUAUUUAUCUAUCUUCUUUCUUUGUCCAUCUUUACUUGAAUUAAGGAGGAAACUGGGUUUUACACCACCUAUGCAUCCUUUUGACCAGACGAAAGUAUCUGUCUUUGAUAUUUUGAAGAUAUCCGGUUGUAUCUUAGGACAAAAUUUUAUUUUAAUAAAAAUACUAUUUUUGUGAGAACCGGUCUGAUUGGAUCUGAUUCAAUGUGAAGUCAGCAAGCCUUGCUGGCUUCAUCAAAAAAGUUUUCAAAAAAAAAAAAA